Molecule: messenger RNA, 2417 nt
Organism: Castor canadensis (American beaver)
Lineage: Eukaryota; Metazoa; Chordata; Mammalia; Rodentia; Castoridae
Gene: Sp140
Product: SP140 nuclear body protein
Biological process (GO): regulation of transcription by RNA polymerase II
Cellular component (GO): nucleus
Molecular function (GO): protein binding; DNA binding; DNA-binding transcription factor activity, RNA polymerase II-specific
Source: RefSeq, a predicted model, not a curated record
GGGACAGUCUGGGAGGAGGGAGAACAGUGUGUUGGUGCAGCCACGUCACAGAUUGUGGCAGUUUCACUUUCUUUUUGAGGAAAGCCCUGACGGUUAGAGGGUUCACUCAAUUGGCAGAGCUCUGAGCUCUGGGAAGGCAGAGAGGCAGUGAGAAUCUAGUAGGCUGUGAUCCUAAGCCAAGUUCACCCACUGUGGGGUCCACGGUAGAGGAUGGCAGGUGGGGGCAGUGAUAUCAGCAUCAGGGUGGCUACAGUGGACCAGAACUUAGGGGAGCCGGUUUCCCAUGAGCUCAUUUUCAGGCACUUCAAACAAAAUAAAGUGGAGAUUGCAUGUGCCAUAAAAAUGCCAUUUCCUUUCCUGAUGAGCCUCCGAGACCACGCCUUUAUCUCUGAGCAGAAGUAUGAAUAUUUUCAAGAAAGUUGUAGAAACCUGAUUCCAGUGGCAAGAGUAAUGUAUGAUGUCCUCAGUGAGCUGGAGAAGAAGUUCGACCUGUCGCUUCUGAAAGUGCUGUUCAGCAGAACCAACCUAAUAGCCUACCCUGACUUAAAGGAGAUUCUCAGAAGUUUCCCAGUGAUUCAUGGCAAUUUCCAUUAUUCAUUACACAAGGAAGCAGAGACACAAUCAACAUUCAGCAUCCAAUCAAACUGUGAACAAGUUCCCAGUAAUUGCUUGGCUUUCCAGAGAAUGAAUGAAGGAAAUGCUGAAGAGGUGUUCAAGCUACCACCAGAGACCUGUCAUCCCCAGACUCUCCAGUUGACUACUGAAAGAGCACCCAAGGAGGUGCUCAGGCUGUUACCAGUGUCCUGUAAUCAUAAAGAUUCACAGAUGAUCACUGAAGAUGGAGCAGAGGAGGUGGCCAACCAAACACUCUGUAAUGGAGGAGAAGGUGACAGUACUUGUUUGCAAUCAUUUAAUGGAGAUGAGUCCCGGGAUACCUUGUGCACACCACCAAGAAUCGGAGGAGUGUCCUGUAAUCGUGAAGAUUCACAAAUGAUCACUGAAGAUGGAGCAGAGGAGAUGGCCAGCCAAGCACGCUGUAAUGGAGGAGAAGGCAACAGUACUUGUUUGCAAUCAUUUAAUGGAAAUGAGUCCCUGGAUGCCUUGAACUCAACACCAAAAAGUGUGCAAGUGUCCUGUAAUCGUGAAGAUUCACAGAUGAUCACUGAAGAUGGAGCAGAGGAGGUGGCCAGCCAAGCACGCUGUAAUGGAGCAGAAGGCGACAGUACUUGUUUGCAAUCAUUUAAUGCAGAUGAGUCCCAGGAUGCCUUGUGCACACCACCGAGAAAUAGGGAAGUGUCCUAUAAUCAUGAAGAUUCACAAAUGACUACUGAAGAUGAAGCAGAGGAGGUGACCAGCCAAGCACUCCAUAACGGAGGAGAAGGCAACAGUACUUGUUUGCAAUCAUUUAAUGCAGAUGAGUCCCUGGAUACCUUGUGCACACCACCAAGAAGUAGGGAAGUGUCCUGUAGUGGUGAAGAUUCACAAAUGGUCACUGAAGAUGAAGCAGAGGAGGAGCUUAGCCAAACACUCUGUAAUGAAGGAGAAGGCAACAGUACUUGUUUGCAAUCAUUUAAAGGAGAUGAGUCCCUGGAUGCCUUGAGCUCAACACCAAGAAGCGUGCAAGUAUCCAAGGAGCUAGAAGACCAUCAAACAAAUAAAGAAAAAGAAUUAGAAGAGCUUGCUUCCGGCUAUGAUGAACAAGCAGAGCAACCAGCACAUGAAAAUGAGAAGUGUUCCUGCGUUAUGUGUUUCUCAAAAUAUGUGCCAGAAGCCAGGAUGGAGAGAGGCCAAGCAUGUGGUACAGUGGAUACUGUGGAUAAUGGAAACAAUACUAAUUCAGGAAAACCCAAGAGGAAAAGAAGUAAGAAGAAAUGAAAAUUGACUUGCUUUUGAUGUCACUGAAAAUUUUAUUUAAAUCUUGAAGUUAUUAUUAUUGUUAUUAUUAUUAUUUAUAAUACUGUGAUAAACAGUGAUAGUCUCCUAAAAUGUCUACAUCCUAAUCCUUCAGCCCUGCAAGCUAUCAUUUCACAUGGUGGAAGGGAUUUUACAGAUAAAUUAAGCUAGGGACUUUGGAAUAGAGAAAUUAUUUUGGAUUAUCUGGAUGGGCCCAAUCUAAUUGUGUGUGGAAAAGCUUUUCUGGCUAUGGAGAGAGGGAGAGGUAACUAUGGAGAAAUAAUGGUCAGAGGAUGGAAGAAGGGACUAAGGGAUGUGGAUGACCUCAAGAAGCUGGAGAAGGGAAGGAAAUUGAUUCUCCCAUAUAAUCUCCAGAAAGAGAUGAAGGCCUAUUAACACCUUGAUUUUAGCCCAGUGAGACAAGUAUCAGACUUCUAACAGACAUAACUGAGACAAUACAUUUAUGUUGUGUUAAGCACUAAAGUUUUGCUCAUUUGUUCUGGGAAAAUUAAGAGAAAUACAGA